Molecule: messenger RNA, 1704 nt
Organism: Episyrphus balteatus (marmalade hoverfly)
Lineage: Eukaryota; Metazoa; Arthropoda; Insecta; Diptera; Syrphidae
Exons: 1
Coding region: 1-1704 (567 amino acids)
Source: RefSeq, a predicted model, not a curated record
AUGAUAAGUUCAAUAUCGCGUUCGCUAUUUUUUAGUUUAUUAGUUUCGGUUUUCUUGAAGCUCGAUAACGCUUCAGCUAAGACGCAGUUUUUGUACGAAAACGAUGAAGGAUUACCGUCACCCUCGUCACUAUCAACAAAUUAUCGACUCUCAACGCCGAAGACUAUACAACCCUUGAAUAGAGUUCCUCAGCAUUUACAGGAUAUUCAAUACGACAAAGGAGCAAGCAGGGAUGUUAUUCACAUAAUUGAUCCUCCAGUAUUCUCACCAAUAAGCACGAAAACACUGCCCACUCCGCAACAUCUCAGACACAUACCAAAGGAUUAUGCCAACGCUAUUCUUGAUGAAAGCAGUCUGUCAAACUAUUUAAUGGCUCCUAGCAAUUCAUUAAAGACAAAUCGACCAACUUCGGCAUUUCUCAUCAAACCUCAAGCUUUAACUGGCAACAUUCAGCAAGAAUUGAAUCGCCACAAUCCUAACCAGAAUAAAAAACCUCCACCAAAAUUAGCACAAUUAAGCAAAACUAAGCCAAUUUCAUCAAAACCAAUGGAAACUCUUGGCUAUCAUUUCGGAACUCCUCAAUUUUAUCCACUCAAAGUUACAGCUGCAGUGAGACAUAAUCACAUAAUCCGAACUCGUCCGACUCCAAUGAUUCCUCAUGUCAAACACAGAGUGCAUUACAAAAAGUUCAAAACUUUCCAAUCAAACAUACAACAGAAAAGCUUCGACUUCGAUGAGGAAGCUCAAGAAGUUCAAAUGGAUUCGUUGCGCAAUAACGUAACCAGAUCAAAGCGUCAAACAAGAUCACGGAGAGAUACGAACGCAAGACAUAAGUCCGGAAAAAUGAUGAUGCGUGGAAGCCUAUUACCAGUGGCUCUUACAAUUAUGGGAGAAAAUGGUGAACUUUUGACAGGAAGAGCUUUGCUGCAACAUAUUACUGUUCUUUUAAAGAAUGCUUCAACGUUUGAACCAAAUGAUGAACCAGCUGAUAAUGAUUUCAACAAAUUUGUCAUCAAAGAUGUCCUCCUGAAUGAAAAGGAAUUCCAUCGAAUUAUGGAUAAUUCGAUGAAUCUAACCGAUCCUGUCAUGUUGACUGUCUUAGGGAUCAACGCUAUGAACGAUUCACAACUUCUUACCAAUGCCUAUGUCAAUGAAUAUCUCAAUUGCAUUGAUUCAUCGAAAACUUCGAACCGUUUCAAAGCUUUACAGAGCAAAAUCGAUUGCAUGAAACGAAAAAUGUUUGACAGAAGUAAUUUCGAUUCCACCGAUUCAUCACGCUAUUCUAUAAGCAAUCUUCCAGCGGCACUUGUCUAUGCCGAUGUGAUGACCAAUAUUAAGAAUUUGGUGCGACCAAAAAACGGAAUUGCUUAUUACUCAUUGCCAGUUGAUGAACUUACUCAUUUGCAACAAGUUGUAUUGCCAAUUGAAGACUAUGUAUCGCCAGCUCAAAUACAUAGUGCGCAAUAUGCACCGAGUAGUUAUCAAAACCGGAAGAUAUUCUUUAACGAAAAUAUUCAACCGAAAAUGUCAACUUGGUAUGUCGUUAAGUCAGAUGGGAGAAUCUAUCAAAUGGAAUCAAACCGAGGUCCACCUCAUCAACCGCCUCCAAUUUUCCAUGGAUUUCCAGAUAUACCAAAUGCAGAUGUUUUUACCGAUGGGCCACCGCGGUUAUCGUUUUUUGACUCUUUGUUUUUUGACGAAUAG